AUGUCGGCUUUGGAGAGAUUCAGGAAGCACGACUUCGCGGCCGACCCAAGGUGGAUCGAGUACGCCGCGAAGAUCGAGAUUCCGGGGUCUCACGGCGACCGCGAAGCCGCCAUGUUCCGCCGCAAAGUCAAGUGGUGGAAAGCGAACGUCGACGCGUCCCUCAACGUCGACGAGGCCGUCGCGGCCGCCAGCGCCUCCUCGGACGCGUACGAGCCGCGCAGCGUCCCCUUCGCCGCCCCCAGCUCCUCCGGGGGGGCGCACACAAGUAACCCCCCCCCCGACCGCCCGCCGCGGCGCGCCCCCGACGCCGCCCGCGCCGCCGCGAGCGCAGGCAUCGUCGCGGACGUCAAGGAGCUCCUCGACGUCCUGCGGCGCUCCGGCGACCCGCCGCGAACCCUCAUCAUGCACGCCGCACACCUCGUGCUGCCCGUCCUGGCAGCGCUGAGCCUGAUCGGCUACGGCGGCGUCGCGCCGGUGGGCCUCGUCGCGUGGGUGCCGAUCCUGGGGCGGUUCGCGGGCGGAACGGCGGCGUACGUGUGGGCGUGUCGGCUGGCGCUUGUGACGUCCGCGCUGCGCGUGAUGCCGCGGGCGGGGCGGUUCCCGAGCGUGGGGCUGUCGAUGGCGGCGCUGCGGCCGGUCGGCGCGUGGGUCGGGCGCGCGAUGAUGUACAUCGAGGCCCACCACGCCAUCACCAUGUUGUUCUUCAUGUUAUCCUUCCCGCCCCAGCCGCUGAUCGUGAUCCCGCCGACCGUCCUCGGGACCUACCAUCUCCUGGCGUUCCUCUCGCAGCGCGCCAGCAGCACCGCGCUGUAUCAGCAGCGCAUCGCUCCGCUGUCCGCGCACCUGGCGCGCCACCAGCAGCACGCCUCCCUCGCGAACGCCCUCCUCCCGAUCGUCGUGCUCGGCCUCAUAACGUUCCAAAUCGUCUGGCCGCUCACAGGCGGUUUUGGCGUCCGCCUCCGCCUCGCCGGCCAGGCGUACGCCCUGACACAGGUGCUCAAACUGGGGUACAUGGCGCCCGACACAUCGGCGCUCAACCGCCGAGCGUGGCGCCUGGUGGACGAACGGACGCGGAGUCUCCGGGCGAGGUUCCCAGUGUUGCAACAGGGCGUGGACAUAGGCCAGCGGUGGUUCUUCUCGUCGAUGCCGGCGCACGGCGGGCCGCACCAGCAGUAG
Molecule: messenger RNA, 1176 nt
Organism: Pedinophyceae sp. YPF-701
Lineage: Eukaryota; Viridiplantae; Chlorophyta; Pedinophyceae
Source: the annotation of a GenBank genome assembly